UCAACAUAUUAUGAUUACAAGAUUUUCCUUACAGAGAAACAACUUUUUGCGUUUACUUGUUUUUUUCUCUGUGAAACACUUAUUUUAUAUUAUGUUGAAUAUAAAUCCAGUGCAGUGUUUUGGCUCCUUCUUUAAAGCUUAAGCUCAGUCUUAGUUUACUCCGUUUCACCCAAAGAUGCAGGUAAAAGAGCCCUUUGUUCAAAAGGACCCAUCUAAAGGAAAUGAACGUCACAAGCGUUUAAUAGGUGAACAUGUAGAAUAGCAAAAAGCUCAAUAAAUUAUGAGCAAUCGUGUGAAGUAAUUGAGAUCUCAGUCUUGACCAAGCUUCUCUAAACUAAAUGAUUUUUGUCAUAAUCAAGUAGCCCCAAUAAAUCACAGGAAUUAAGACAAAUUAGAGGUACAGUGAAGACGUAAUAACAUAAUUUUUUCUUAUUGAUCUGCAAUUUCAAGACAGAGAGAAAAAGUGUGUGUGGGUUUUUUCCCCAUUUUAUCUGUUAUGAUGUGGGUCUUAUUGAAUCAUACCAAAUGGAUUUUAUUUGCAAUAUCUAAUUACUUUUUUCUUAACAUCUUUUUCAUUCAUUUCAUUUUCAGUCAUUAAAUGCGUUAUUGUGGAUACUGCAACUAAUAAUGCUGAGCGUCGCCCUGUAGCCAGGUGAGAUAUAAAGGUGCUAAUUCAGUGGUGAUUUGUAUUCAUUACAGUUGUGAAAAUCGAUCUCUACAAUACAAAUAUAAUACCGCUAUUCAACAUUGGUUGAAGUUCAUAAAUGAGAGAAAACUGAGCAGCACCAGGAUUUUCUCAUCAAACUGUGCUUCAAUUGUUUCUUUAAAUAUUCUCUUCACUCGCUGCUUACAAAAGAUUUUUGAUUAUUUUAUUCAGACACAUUCUUCUUGUUCUCUUGUGUUGAAGUGUGAAAAAAAAUAAAUAAAUAAUACAUGCAGUGCCAGUAUAUCCAAGCUGUUCACAUUUUCUUCCCUGUCUGCUUGUGCUUUGUCCCUCCGUGCAUAAACCUGUAGCUCUUAAGAUAGACUCGAGCUAGAAAUACGAAGCUCUGAAUAAAUGAACUUGGGGUUAACAUAAAGUCAUCAACUCCCUAAAUGACUUUGGCAUAUGCCAUCUCCCCGACUCUCAUAAAUCCCUGCGUCAUUAAAAUUGCAUUAAUUAUGAAGUAUCAGUGUUUGACAAUUCUUUGCAUAUUCUGAAAUAAAUUAGUGUCGCAUUUGAUCAAAAUUAACUAAAUCUUUUAACCAUCAGUCACUGCCACGUCUGCUACAUCUGCCGAACACUUCCACUCACUUUAAAUCCAGAUGACGUUUUGCUCAAAGUUGCACAAAAUGAAUCACUUCAGAGACAUCGUUGUUAUUUUGACAUAAGUUAUGGAGAUAAGGACAGAUGGAUUUCCAUGGCUGCAUUUUAACAAAAGCGUUGACUGCCCUCUGUGUUUUCUCUCUUGCUUCACCUCAGCACCCUCAUCUGGCCUGGCUCAGUGUCAGCUCGGCGUUUGCUGUUUUUCCAUUAAAUCAUCUGCCUGAAACAUUUUUCAUUUCCAUUUAUUAUGCAACAGAAUGCAUUCAGAGGUAGACCAUUAAUCCAUCUCGCUUAAAAAGUAAACUUUGCUUCUACUGCUCAGGUCAGACAGCUCUGCGGUACCUUUCCUACAUACUUAAUCUUUGACUAAAUUUGGAUCUCGUUUUGUUUCGCUCUAAAAUUACCAUGGAAACACAACACCCCUCUCAACAUAAUUAUACUUUUUAACAUGUAUUAAUAAAGGCUAUUUGUAUGUUUUUUGUUUGCCCUGCGAUGCACCUUUUUUUUCUAGUGUGCAGGUGUAAGCAUGUCGGAUGACUCGAUGUCUUGAAGGUUAUACACGGCCCAUUUGACUAAUGGCCCGACUCUCUGUACAUGCUCAUGCUAAUCACUUCUCUGAUUGAUUGUGGUGCUCCAAAGCACUAAUGGCAUCAUUAGCUGGAACUGUUGUGGCAGUCUCGGCUCUGAGCUUUCAAUUCCCUAACAGAGAUUUUCUUUAUCCUUUCUGUUGUUAUUAAGAUCCUAGACUAGGAUGGGUUCAUUUUAAAUUUAAUUGGCUUUAUUUUUAGUAAAGGUGAAAAACGUAGAUCCUUAACCCCGAGUGUUGCCACGUUCAGUCUUUGGUCAUUCUGUUAGUUAAGCUGUAGCGAGUGUUACCAUGGAAACCCUGGAACAAAUCCUGUAGUAAGAAAAAUGAUCAGAAAAAAAUGAAGAGAGAGACGGCAAGCAAAGCUGCAGUGAGACUUGUAUCAUUAGUAAGGGAAUGAUACAUUUGCACCUGGAUGCUAAUUGUACGUAAACAUGAUGGACUUUUUUUUUUCUUUUUUUGCAGGGGGUAGGUGAGGUCCGGGCCUAUAGUGACACAAGUGAAACUUUGCUUUUGGUGUACUUUAUGAAAUCCUGCCAAUCAGAAGAGAAAAAAACAGCUGGAAAUUCAAUUCUUGAUUUAACAAGAUUUUUAUGUGUCAAAGCUGCUAAUUCUGUCUUCCCAGCCAUCUUAAAUGUGCAGCAGAGUGAUUUCUCUCAUGAUCAAUCAGCUGUCUGAGCUCAAAGGACCAACAUGCUAAUCUUUACCAGCUGUACAAGAGCAAGCUGAUAACUACCAAGUUACAGUCUGACACACUCAAGAAGCUGUGAGCAUGCAUGGGGAGAGUUUUUAAUGUUUGCUAGUUGCCCGAAGCAAGAAAGAGAAAAGUUUUAGCUUUAUUUGUUGCACAUAUUUGUGACUACCUUCAGAGACUCUGCCUAUUUUCAUGAUAGUGUUACUUUAUUAAUUCAAUUUGUGCUUAUGGACUGUAUUACCUUAAAAAAAAGAACAAAGUAAUUUCACCUGGAAAAAUACGUGACAUGCAAAGUUUAAGUGUUGAUUCAUGGGUAACUUUCAAAGUGAGUAUAACUGGGGAAAAACGGACAAACCCAUUGUAGAACCCAGCUAGACUUGCUGAUUUCAUUUGUAGUUUCGAUGCAAAUAAUGCAAAUUUAAGUACCCUCAUUUUGUAAAAAGGUAGAAUUAAAAUAGUUUGCUUAUUGCAUAACAGCCAGCAGUUGGUGCUCAAUAAGUGUUAUGGCAGAAACAAACAUUGUAAAUUAGAUUUCACUGACCUAAAGUUACCCCCAUUACUAUUUCUACCAACAGGUCUGGGCAGUGUUAUAUAAUUGUUCACGCCCUAUACAACAAAAGAGUGGAAAAGUUGUGAAAAAGUCAACUGUGUCGGUAUCAGAACUGAAUACAGUAUACCAGAGUAUCUCAGUCUUUCAGAAGUAAAGAUAAGAAUGGGUUCUUCUUUUUUAAGCUUGUGUAGGAAAAUAUUUCCAUCAUAAACUUGAUAAUCUCUAGAUACUAUCAUAUUGUAGUAACCGAUAGUAACAGUUCCAGACAAUUAUCUAUAAGGGAAAACUCCAGUGCUGAAUGAGCAUGAUCUACUAGCUAAUACCUCUAAGAACUCCUUAAAAAAUGCAUAAAAGUAAACAAAUAAAUCACAAUUCUUAAAUGACUCACAGCAAUGUUUCAGUAACACUUCUGAAAAUGUGUGUUUAUGUUCAGUGAGCAAAGAUUGUUCACAAAUGCAAGUCAGAACUCUAACAGCACCCAAACAAGAGCCAGUAAUGCUGCCAUUGCCAUCUGGAUACACAAAAUCUGAAAGUCUGUUUGAAAAUCAAGAGUACCAUAUCAUGCAAAUUAAAGAGAAGAGGCAUUAUGUAGCUUUGUGGACAGGCUUGAGUAACAUGAUGUCACAUAAUUGUCUUUAAGAAAGACCUUGCUUAUUUCUGCAAGACAAUGUCAAACCACUAGAGUGCUUUGAGUACUCCGGGAGAGUAGAAAAGCGCUAUAUAAGAAUCAGUCCAUUUACCACUGCUAACCAAUUUAUUUUAAUGCAUUAUAAAAACAAACUGUACAAAAUUCAGUUGAAUAUAGAAUUUCAAUGACUUGCACAUUAUGUCUUUUUGCAUUUAAUUCAAUUUCCAGCAAUGCUCCAACAAUUAUGGAAACAGGAAUGCUUUUAGUGUUAAGUUUAUCCCAGGGUAAGACAUCAAUUGUUUUCUGUUGAUUCUUUGGUGUGCAGACUGAAUCAUGGUCGGGGUUAUCAAAGUGUGUGGAUGGCCGCAGGGAGUCAUAAAGGUUAGGAGUGUGUUUGCAGAGUGGAGCUGGGAUGCUGCCAACCUGUCAGACAGUGUUUAGCUAGUGUCAGUUGGGGAAAAUUCUAAGUGUAACUGAAGCUGAUUGUGUAAUCAUGGGGACUGGAGUCCAGCUGGAUGAAUGACACACGAGUUUUAGGGUUAUUAAAACUGGGACAUUCAUUGAGAUGUGUGCACGCCCACAUUUUAAGCACCGUCCCCUUUUUUGUUGUAACUACUUGCUCGUCAGAUUUUAAAUGUCCUUCUGCUCUGUCUAAAUGUGGGCCAGGUGUGAGGAUAGAUCUAAAGCAGCUGCUUCCCGCUAUUUUUAAAUCAAAAAAGGUGGUGGUAGUUUAAUAAAAAAGAGCAGCAGCAUGAAAACAAACCUAAUCAACCAUGAAGCAGAUGAAAAAAAAGGAUAGUGUUUGCCUGGCUUGCUCCCUUUGUCCUCAAACGAGAAGCUGAUUUUGGAGGUAGCACAGAAUCCGUAUGAAUAACAACUACGAAGAGGUUCAGUGACUGCAUAAAAUUAUGGAUACUGGGGGGAUAAUAUCUGAUUUUUCACAUUACUGUUUGUUGACAGGUCUUGGUCAGUCCCACACACCUCAUCUCUGCUGGAGGCUUUAGCAACUUGAAGCUUUACCAACUUGAGGCUUCAUUAACCACUAUUAGCAUUACAAGUAUGAACGCCUGACUAAGCUGCAGGUUCAGCUUUGGUUGUUGGUAAUGUAGGUGGAAGGAUUUGUCAGAUUCUGUCCACUUUACUCCAGCAGUCUAAGAGUACAAUGUUAAUGAUGUGCUAUAAAAUUCCUGAUUUAUUUUAAAUAAGUUGUGGUUUUGAAAAUGAGCAACAAAAUCAGUCAGACAAAUUGAUGUGUUAUAUAAGAUAUAUGGAACAUCAUAAUCUACUCCCUAAUGAUGCGGAGAAUCAAUUAAAAACAUUUAGCAGUGGCAGCAGAUGUGGCAUAAGUAUAUUGAACGAGCAGGUGAAACCUAACAUCAGCGGUCUCUUUUUAUUGAGCUGUUCCUCGUUAUGUUUCUGUGACCACUGACAAUUAAUAAAAAUAGAGGUGAUCAUGUUCAGCACAGUUUGCUUCUGUAAUGUUGGGCGAUCGACAGCACCGGUGUUGUGGGUUCCUCCAGGCCACCCUCGAGCCAUCAGGGCUGGAGUCAUUCCACUUCCACCUCUACUGAUUUAGCAGAAAAUGAAGUAAAUCUGCUUUUCAUUAGCCGGCGAGGAGCUAGUAACCCUCAGUUAUUUCUCUCUAAUUUUGACAAAGAAAAAUAUAAUACGUACAUUUAAUAAAAUAAACGAGUUCAAAAUUCUGAUUAAAUAAUAGCUGUGCUCAGUUUUUAUUCUUAGGUUUCUAAAUGUGUUCUUAAUAUUCUUUUUGCACUACAAUUGUGUGUUUUUAUUAUCAAUCCCACAGAUAUCAUUAGGGCUUCAUGCAAUUUAACAUUAUUUCAUCUCAACUUAACACCUACUGUGCAAGUUGAGCUGCUUUUAGACAGUUGCUGAAGUCAUUCGCAGUAUAGAAAGCUAGUUUUAAAAUAAGUCUUUCUGACUAUGUGCAACAGAGCUCCUGUGGUUUUUUUCCUAACACAAAAAACGAUGCUUCUUUUUCAGCCUGCAGGCUAAAUUACAGCAUCUCCAUCACUGCUAACUGUUUUCUUGCUGAGACUGUUUUUUUGGUGGCUUUCUUUGAGUGAUGUCACCUCCUGCUCCGACAGAGCAGACAGCUGUGCCGUUUACAGGUAGGAUGAUCACCACGCGCCCUAUUAUUCUCUAUGUGACUCAGACUUUUCAAUCAUAAUGAGUAUGCAGGUGAGUGCAAAGGGCAACUUCUGUAAUAGUCGGUCUUGAGUAGAACCAGUUUUUUCUGAAUUUGGCACAGCAGACUGAUUGCUUAUGUUCAAUUAAGCAACAUGCUGAUUUGUGUUUUACUUCAAAAAUAGACCAGUUAUUUAUCUCAUUCUGUUCACUGAAAAAAGUAAACAUUACUUUUAGCUACAAAAUUAUAGUCCUGUAUAUGUGACUUGUAUAUAUGUCUGAACACCCCUAUGUAUUUAUAGUCCUCUUCACUAAGACUGAAUUUCGUAGCUGAAAGUGGCAGUGAUCAAUAUUCAUGUUAACUGAUUACUGAAGGUGUUGCUACUGGUAACAAAUCCACAGAUAACUGCCACUUAUCUCACGUCCUUUCAGCUCUACAGUCUCCUUUGUUUGUCUCGGUUUACUGUUUUUAAGCGUCUCACCAGCAUUUGUCUUUUGAGCUGCUGCACAUGGAGGCAGUUUGUACAGAGUGACAUACUUUAUCUAAACAAACAAAGUAAAGAAAACCGAGACAUAUCAGAUUUAUUUAGCUUAAUCCUCAGAAUUUUAUAGAGCAAAAGAAAUGUUGCUUAAAAAUACACUGAUAAGAUUUUGACUACUAAUGAGGUCAGUCUUUUUGAUUAACAGAAAAAGAGUGACUGCUUGGAUAAAAAUGGUGUGAACACUGUGUAGGUUUUACAGAAAAUGCAUUUUAGUGGGUGAUUCUAAAUGUAAGAAUAAGUCACUGAAAAACUUCUGGAAAGUGUCUCUAAGGUCUAUAACAGAGAAAUGUUUAGUAAAGGUUUAGUCUGGCUUAUUUUUACACACAAAAAAUAUCUAGAGCAGGUGUUGCUAUAAACCAAAGAGACUGCCUUCUACAGGAGAAGAAUGCCGGAGGACAGUUCUGCCUGCAUCAGCUACAUCAAAGACACUUUUCGUGUUAAUGCAAGGCAGCAGCUGUUUUAAGGUUAAAUCAAUUAAGCUAAAUUGAUGAGCACAGCAGCAUUCACUACCUUUGUUUGAGUAUAUGAAUUCUUUGAUGGGGAACGUGCUGAGGAUUUCACUGGAGCCAGUUUUCUGGCCUCAAAUGAGCGCCACACCUCAACAUAUUGUUAUCCUUGACACAGACUCGAAGAUGAUAGACAAGUCCAAGCCAAACCUCUGUCACAUCACAAAGGAAGCUAUCUCUAGAUGGUUCUAUGAACCCUGACAACAACUAUUAGAUGGAAUAAUGAUUAAAUGAGCUACUAUCAUGAGACAUCAGUCUUUAAGUUUUAAUCAGUAGCUACCCAGGGACUUAUCUUUGUAUUAAAAAAAUAAAAGCUUUAGGUCCAGCUGGAAGAUGGAAAGUGAAGCUGCCCGCUAAGCUUUUUUCUCUUGAUGACAAGUGUUGCUGCCGUUAGUUUGGAAAAGUCUAACAGCUCAGAAAAAGCCACUGAUUACUUCGCCUGCCACCGCUAACAUUUUAAAUUAAGCUGGGGUUUUGAUUAAUGGCAUCCCAGCGCAUGUAUACUGUUUUUCUUUGCCUCCUGUGUCCUGCUUGCCCUUGACACAGCCUCACCUGUGCAUUCACCAACAAGGCCAGCGUGGAGCUUGCCCUCUUGUGAAUCAACUACAACCUCGCAGAGUUCCUGUUUAACUAUUAAGUGUUUAAUGCAGGCUUCUGAAACAUUCUAGGCCUCAUUAACAUGAAUCUAUGAAUGUUUAAUUGUGGUUUGUAUUUACAAGCUGCUCUCUCGCUGCCAGUUUGCCACUAUGUGGCCUUUGAUCUUGUGACGGUGCAUUUGACUAAAACAUACCGGAUUAUUUUAUAGGACUCACAUGCUACGAUGCUGCAGCUAUACAAUGCGGUCUAAUUGUAUCUGAUGUUUGGGCUGGCUGUGUCCCUAAUUAAUCUGUGAUUUCCCUUAUGUUUUAGAAUUGCAAAUUGGAUAUAUUGAGCCUUUGAGCUGUUCGUUACACUGGCUGCAUAGCUGGACUGAGAAACCCUCUUUAUGGCUCCAAGCUAAUUAUUCAGCCUGUGGAUCCAAGCUCUGGAAGGCUGCCUCUGCCUCUAGCUGUAGGCAGUGAAUGUGUGCGUGCUUAUGCAUUCCACCAUAGCAUACAGUAGGCGUUAGAAGAAAUAUGUAUACAUGCACGCAUUUGACAUUCCAGAUUUCACACUGUGUUCCUGUUCUUUGUAUUUUUGCUGGUUAUGCAUUAUACAUGGACCUGUUUUAACGUUUUCACAGUGCACGUUUUGCUGUUUGGGAACGAUGCGCUUCAUUAUGUGUGCAAAUGCGAGCACAUGCCAGUUUGGAUUUCUGUGCUAAUUUCUCUUGACAGCUUGAAAUGUUUCUUUAAACUUAUGUGUGGGCUCUAUAGUUCAAAGUUAAAAAAUGUCUUAUCAUUACGCAUUCAAAGAUGAGAUCACAAGAAGUUGUCAAGCAGCGUUCGAGAACUUUCAGCUGAACGGCAAAAAGCAACACGGUUCCAGUCAAAAUCAUGUCAAACCCACACGCGGAGUUCGAUAUUCACCCCGUGAUGUUAAGAAACCGUUUUAUAUUAAUUAGUUUGGUCUCUGGCAUUUAUUAUAUACUACUACAAAAAUGAUCUAAUAUCCUGAUAAUUAUUCAGAGCCACCACACAUUGCAGGUUCUGACAAAUUAUAUAGACGGGGUUAUAUUCUGAGCUUUAUUUUACAUUUUUCUGUAGAAACAGAGAGCAGCUUAGGGGAGUUUAAUGAAGCAAUCUAAAAAAUUAAAAUGAAGUGGAAAAAUAGCCUUCAUCACACAGGGAGAAAAUGGUCUCCUCUAUAAUUGGCACAAGAACAUUACUGAAUGUUAAUGAGUGAAACCUUGAAUUUUACAAAACCAUGCAUUGCAGGACUCGGUGAACAAGAGCCCUUACAGCGAGUUGGCUCUGAAGCUGUCUGUUUACUUGUAUUGACGAAGGCUAUUUAACUUGACUGUCCUAAACGGAGAGUGCUUGUUGGCGCAAGUGAUAUUUGCAGACCAGGAAUGCAAUAAUCCUUCACCAUUAAAAAAGGAAAAAAAAAUGGUACAAAAGGUGGGUUUGCAUCCGAAACGAGGUAAUAAGAUAACAUUUUGUUGUGUGGAAGGUUGUUCUGCUCAGAGCCACAAAGGACACGCUCAAAGACUGAACUAUGCCUCUACGUUUUAUGAAAAAUAAAAUGAGCUUUCUCAGAGAAUUGAACAUGCAGCCUCGCUUGCUAUGUAUUAAGGUCGUUGUCUUUAUAGAACUACAGAGGCCACCAGCGCUACUUACAAAGAACCAAAUAAAUUAAAAAUGGAAAAUAUGUGUAAAAAAAAUGAAUGAUUUACAAAGUUUUUUCAAUUCAUAGCACUAAACAUACCAUUGCCAGAGUGUUUAUUUGGGUCAUAUCAAUUUUGCUAUUGAGAUAUUAAAAAAAUAACAAAAAAAUCAGUGGUUGUUCCUUAACCUGAGUUUAGAUCUCAGGUUAUGGAACAAGGACAAAUGUACGUGAAAUAGAGCAGCUUGGAAUUAAUCAAAAGAAAAAUGUGUAUAUAUAAUUUUCUUUCCGCUUAUUAUUUUGCUAGACUAAAAUGUCUAAGGUUUAGUGGACCAUUUCAAGUUAAAGUUAAGAGAAAAAUCCAGUGAAUCUCAAUGAGCAGGUCCUUAGCUGAGGGAAGACGGUCCCUUUACUAGACAAAGUGCUAAAAGACCAAAGCUAAAGUCGGCAAAGAGUGCAUAACCCAUUUUAUUCCAAUCCAGUUUUUCCAAACAAAUUUAAAAUCUCUAUUGCCGGAAUAAAAAGAAUGAGAUAAAAAAAAAAAUUAACCCAGAGAACAUGAGAUUCUACGCGUGGCUUUUGUGCACUGCAUGCACACAGCAGCCUCUCAUCGCUCUGAGGCUGUGUGGCUCAGCAGCAGCAGCAGACAAACAGAGGGGGGCGAAGGACGGCGCAAGUUAGCACAGAGAGAGACAGGCGCUCUCAUCAGUGACGGGCUCACCGGCUGCGUGGACAGAGCUGUGGCGCAGGAGGAGGAGAAGAAGAGCAAUGGGGGGACAAGCUGCCUGAAAAGCAGAGCAAAACAGAGGAGCAAAAGCGUGAGAGACAUCGAGAGAGAGAGGGGGAGAAAAAAGAGAGAUCACAGAGAGGAGAGAAGUCAUUCAGACCAGGGAGAGGGAGCGAGCUGGAUGAAGCUGACAAGGACACAGAGAGAGGAAAGCGCACACAGAAGCCUUUCCUGAUGGAAGAAAAGCAAGGGAGUGCUCGGACAAAGUGAAAAAGAAGAAGAGGAGGAGGUGGGGUGCCCAACAGGAGGUCGAGCUUACGGGGCUUGACUGACAUAAAAGACAAGAGGAGGAGGAGCAUGAGGGCAAGUUGAUGGAUUUGAUUUGGAGAGAGUAUUUUUAGAAGGAGGAGCGGAGACAUGAGGGGAAUAUUGAGAUUAGAGAUCCUGUCUGUGAGUGGGGGAGAAAAAACUAGGGGGGAAGAAGAAGAAGAAAGAAUAACAGGAGACAGAUAAGGGGGGAGAGAUGUUGAGAUGUGUGACAGAACAGAUUAUCUCUGGUCUGGUUUCCCGCAGGAAACCGCUGUGAGUGUUUGUCCGUGUACGUGCAUGAGUGCCUCCUUCUCCAUGUGAAAGUGUGUUGUGGUACGUCUCUAACUGUGGCCGCGCUGCUGAGAAGCAGGUCCGCUGCAAGAUGAAGCUGUCCCGUGUUUACCUGCAGGACCUAAUAACGCCGGUUAAAACAGAGUUCAGGGACAGACGAGGAGCGGAUCAGUGACAUCAGAAAGAACUAAAGGCACCAAAAGUGAGACCAGAAAGUGGGAGAAGAAAACAAAUGAGGAUCGUAGACUUUUGCGAAUUCAAUUAAACCACAUACUUAAUAGUGACAAGGAAGUGAUUGCUGCCUCUGGCUGAUGAAUGCUUCUGCAAAGCUGUGAAGCUCAAAAACACAUACUUAACCCAAAAGAAGACAAAGCACAGCGCUGGAACACGGCUCUUCUUGCGGACUGCACCACACCAACCAAUUCUGUCCUCUGUCAUCUCAUUAUUUUAAUUACCUUCCCUUCUUUCAUUUGUUUUUUGUCCUCUGUACUAAGCCCGUGGUAUUUUGUAUUCUGUCCUCUUCUCUCCCUCUCUCCUCUCCUCCCCUCCCUCUUCCUCCUGCCUUCGCUCUCUCUGUCUCAUCCUCUCUUGUUCACUGUCACCCUAACUGCCGUGGAUGCUGGAGUCAUUCAUGUAGAAGACACCUUGCUUGGAGCACAUUUGCCUAGCUGAUUUUUUUUCUGUCCCUGCUGAGCUGGAUGAUUGGAGCACUCUCACAUGGAGAGACCAAGAGAAAUGACCAACAAGUAGCUGCUGCUCAGUUCAACAGAGCUCCUGCACCAAUAGGCAGCUUCAAAACACACAGCUUUCGUAAGGUCACUUUUUGUGUGUGUGUGCAUGCAGUGUCAAUGCACUUCAAAGUCUAUAGGUCUGUAGUGUUUUUUAGGGUCAACACAUAUCCAUGUGUGGAUUACAGUAGUGGAUUUAUCCUGGAGCUACAUGUGGGCCCCAGCCCCUGAGGCCUGGCUGGGAAAUGAAGCCUUUCCCGCAGCUUUAGGAGCACUGUGGACAGCGAUGGCCUUGGAAGGGCGCUGUCUCCGGAGGGGAUCCCCGGCCAUGAUCAGAAAAGGCCGUCAGCGGCUUCAUCCGAAGCCAACUCUGGCCCAGGUCACUUCCACUCUGCUGUCAAGGACACGCCUACACGGUUUGCGGCAUAUUUGCGUCCCUGGUGGCUCUGUGGGCCGCAGGGCCUUCUGGCUUCUGGCACUCUGCACCUCUGUAGGGUUGCUUUUAUCCUGGUCCUCCAACCGCUUACUCCACUGGCUUUCCUUUCCCACAUACACGCGAGUCCACACUGAAUGGGCCAAAGAACUGGCUUUCCCUACAGUCACUAUCUGUAACAAUAACCCUAUCCGCCUGUACAAACUCACCAAGAGUGACCUGUACUUUGCUGGCCACUGGCUGGGCCUGCUGCUUGCUAACCGGACAGUGAGACCCAUGGUUUUGGACUUGCUUCAGGAGGACCGUCGCACCUGGUUCAAGAAACUGUCAGACUUCAGGCUCUUUCUCCCACCCAGAAACUUUGAAGGGACCAACCUGGAGUUUAUGGACAGACUGAGCCACCAACUGGAUGACAUGCUUCUGUCCUGCAAAUAUAGAGGAGAGCCAUGUGGAGCUCAUAACUUCUCUUCUGUGUUCACCAGAUAUGGGAAGUGCUAUAUGUUCAACGCAGCAGAGGAGGGGAAGACGCUGCGCACCACCAUGAAGGGAGGGACUGGAAAUGGCCUGGAGAUCAUGCUCGACAUCCAGCAAGAUGAAUACCUGCCUGUAUGGGGUGACACAGAAGAUACAGCCUUUGAGGCAGGUGUGCGGGUACAAAUCCACAGCCAGGCAGAGCCUCCAUUCAUUCACGAACUGGGCUUCGGUGUGGCGCCUGGCUUCCAGACAUUUGUAGCAACACAGGAGCAGAGGCUGACCUACCUGCCUCCCCCAUGGGGCGAGUGUGAGUCGAAAGCUCUGGAGUCUGGCUUUUUCCAGGUCUACAGUGUAACUGCCUGCAGGAUCGACUGUGAAACACGCUACAUAGUGGAGAAUUGCAACUGCAGGAUGGUGCACAUGCCUGGAGAUGCUUCGUACUGCACACCUGAACAGUACAAGGACUGUGCUGAGCCUGCCCUUGCUAAACUGUCUGCUGUGGAAAGCAGUAACUGCAUGUGCAGGACGCCAUGCAACAUGACCCGCUACAACAAAGAGUUAUCCAUGGUCAAAAUCCCCAGCAAGACUUCAGCCCGCUACCUGCAGAAAAAGUUCAACAAGUCAGAGAAGUACAUCACAGACAACAUCUUGGUGUUGGAUGUGUUCUUUGAAGCUUUGAACUACGAGACCAUUGAGCAAAAGAAAGCCUAUGAGGUGGCAGGCUUGCUGGGUGAUAUUGGUGGCCAGAUGGGUUUGUUCAUUGGAGCCAGCAUCCUCACCAUCUUAGAGCUGUUUGACUACGCGUAUGAGGUGGUGAAAGACAGACUACUGGACUUACUAAGCAGAGAGGAGGAGGAGGAGAGUCAUGGAGAGGACGUGAGUUCCUGUGACCCUGUGGCAAACCACUCAGAGUCCAUCAGCCACACUGUGACUGUCCCCUUGCAGACAACGCUGGGCACCCUGGAGGAGAUUGCUUGCUGAAGCCCGUCUCCCUUCCCCUCAGAGCAACACAUAUCCAGCGGCUGCCUCCACUAGGUGGCGCUACAUCCUUCGCUACAGCAUCCUGCAGGACCUUAAAAAGGGGGGGGAGGAGACAAGGACAAGAACACUGGUUGGUCUAAGGACAGCGCUUUGCUCUGUUACACCCCUCCCCCCGUCUGAGGCACUAAUAGGGAUGAAGGAGCUGUCAGCUGGACUUAUCAGCACUUUUUGUCACCCUGCAAUGGGAGGGUGGCCUCUGCUGUGCCAAACCCGCAGUGGGGUCUGAGUCUCCACAUGCACGCACACACAAAAAAUGUGACUGGGUGGGACAAUAACCCAUAAAAGGGACUCAUCCCUGUGCAGCAUAUUUAUGUAAAAUAACACAAAUAUGUUGCUCACUGCCAAACGAACUGUACAAAAAUUGGUUUCGACUGUCCAAACUGCAUGCGUCGAUCUCUCUUGCUCUCUUUGCUGAUGCAUACGUUGGACUGCAGUGUUGCUUUACUCUAUAUGUGCGCCAUUUGCCCCGCCCCCCAUCUGCAGCACAGGCCUGUAACAAGGGCCCAGGUGAGAUAUUGAACUUCGAAUGUACAGAUUGAGCGUAUGGUUGUUUAAAAUCAUAGUUCAGGUUGUGACCAAACCGUCUCUGAAAUCUAUUCUAAUGAGCAGUUUAUCAUUUCUUUAAUAUGCAGCUAAUUAUCUUUGUAGUAGGAGUUGGUGAAGUGUGAGGGAGAAAAAAAACGUAAUAUUUUUUGCUUUGUUUAUUGAAAACAGUGUGAACAUUUAGGAGCCCACAUUUUGCAUAUUCUUUUCACCUUUCAGUUUCUGUUUAACGAUUUUACUCGAAGGCAAGUUUGUUGCGUGCAGUGCUAAGCCCUUCUUUACAGGCAUCUUUAAAGGGAUGCCGUAUGCUUACAUUUAAUUUAUGUGAAUAAAGGACUUGCUUCUGGCUGCUGCACUUCACCAGAGGAUUUAUUUGCCUGCCAGACAGCAAGCCUUGUACAAAGCACUGCAGUAAAUGAAUACGGCCAGGGAGUUGUUAAACCAUUAUUUCAUUAAGAGAAUGUCAGGGUGAAAUUUUGGACAGCUAUUACCAUUUUAUCAAGAAUGGCAUCGUUUUGUCCUCGGCCAAAAGAAAUCCCCAAGCUUAACAAUUUUAAACCAUUUUCAUGAUUAUAAAAAUGAUUACAAAAGCACCAUGAGGAGUAUUUGGCCAGGAUGUUUGUUAGGAUACAGGGUCUGCUGUGUUAUGGUGUAAAUAAUUGUGUUUUAUUUUCUCUCUAUGGCUUUCAUAAAAACGGGUACCACGCAGAGAUGCCUGAAGCAACUCUUAUUCAAAAGAACUUUGGUGAAACGUCAACUCCAGGUCCACAAUUGACUGCAUAUAUGUCACGUUUCUUUAAGAAUAUUACUCAUUCAGCAGUUCUAAGUAGGCCAGUAUGUUAUUGAGGUAGUUGAAUGUCGUGCUAAAAAUGAAAGACCCAUGCUUUUCAGUACGGGUUUAGCUGAACCUUGAGUGUACUCAAAAGCAACCAUUACAUAGUACAUCGUGGCUUCACACCAAAAGCUUUUGUGAUACUACUCGGAAGAUUUAGUGUAUCUGAGUUUUUUGGGUUUGUUUGUUUGGGUUUUUUUUUUUUUAUUUCUAGCCCAUGAUCAUCCUGGCUUGGUCUCUGUCAUCAUGGUAAUAUACAUUACAGGUAGGAAUGAAUUCAAGUGCUUUGUUAGACUGUUUGAAUUAUGAUUUCCAUCUGUGGCUCAACCUGCUGUCUGUGUGUAUCUCAUGUUGUGGCUUCAGACGAACACAGUCCUCAGCUACCCUGCAGGGGGAAACAUAAACGUGUCUCUUCUCUCGCCGGCACCGACACUGGCUGUUUCUUCUGUCUACGUCAGCUUCAGUUGUUAUUGGAGGACAGCGUUUUCUCAUUUUGUGAUGCAGCAUACAGUGUGUGUUUUUAAUGUGAAAUGAUUAAAUGAAAACAUUGUUUUGCA
This is a messenger RNA of Haplochromis burtoni (Burton's mouthbrooder), 15139 nucleotides long. RefSeq names its product acid-sensing (proton-gated) ion channel 2 (gene asic2). The transcript is spliced from 10 exons. The record is from RefSeq and is a predicted model, not a curated record. Gene Ontology annotation, cellular component: membrane. Lineage: Eukaryota; Metazoa; Chordata; Actinopteri; Cichliformes; Cichlidae. Gene Ontology annotation, biological process: sodium ion transmembrane transport. Bases 11471 to 13147 code for a protein of 558 amino acids. Gene Ontology annotation, molecular function: ligand-gated sodium channel activity.